Ostrea edulis (European flat oyster) is the source of this 808-nucleotide messenger RNA. Its product is annotated as phosphatidylinositol-glycan biosynthesis class X protein-like. Bases 96 to 791 code for a protein of 231 amino acids. Lineage: Eukaryota; Metazoa; Mollusca; Bivalvia; Ostreida; Ostreidae. Gene Ontology annotation, biological process: GPI anchor biosynthetic process. Gene Ontology annotation, cellular component: endoplasmic reticulum membrane. The record is from RefSeq and is a predicted model, not a curated record. The transcript has 6 exons.
CCCGAUUAAAAUUCAUACGAGGCAAUGCGGGACGAAGAACAUAACGUGAUUUGUGGACAGUAUAAUAUGAACCCGUGCACCUGAUUGUUACAGAUAUGCUUAGGUGCAAGGCUUUCAUUCUAGCUGUCUUUAGCGCAUGCAUUCAGAUUUGUUCCUUAUCCACUCCAAAUCUGUACAGAACACUGAAGAAGAACGGAUUUCACAGGGAUCUCUUCACUAAAAUUCUGAUUCCAGCCUCGGUAAUGGAGACUGGAUGUGAGUGUUUGAUAGAGGAGGAACUCCCACCGGGGCUGUACAUAGAUCCUUACGAAUUGAAGAAUUACAGGGAGAAAGGAGGACCUCAGUUCAACAGCCCAGCAGUAAACACUGAGAAUCCAAAAGAGUUAUCUACAAGUUUGAAAUUUAUAAUUUACCAAGAAUUUUCAGUUGAAGGAUCGGAGUAUGUAACCAAUGUGACGAUCCCAGUCCAUGUGCGCUAUCAUCAGCCAUCGUCAGAAGGAAGUACAUCAUUCAUACAAAUACAGAACCCACACAUUUAUCUUCUCUGUCAUCGUGAAGACACACAGAAGACCAUUAAAAUGGAAACAAAGAAAACAAAGAAAUUUCCUUGUAGUAGUAAUCCUAACAAAACCUGUACAUACACAGAGACGGUGUAUAAAACGGAUGCGGACAGUGUAGGGUUUGAAGUCCCCGUGGGAGACCUCCGUCACCGGACCACUGUUGUCGGUGUGACUCUGCUGCUGACAUUAAGUGGAUGUUUUUAUUUGUCAUCAAAGAUUCUUUACAAAUAAAGUUUGCAUCCGAUGUA